AAACCUAUUUCCAUAUUUGGUUGAGGCAAUUGAACUGGGCCAAACGAUGGCAAUAUUGGGCCUUAGAAUGGGAAAUGAGAUGGCAAUGCCCACUGCCCAGUUAUGGUUGAUCCAUUAAAUUUUGGGGGAAAUAAUCUUUUUAAUUUUAAGGGCAGUUUGAUUUGGUUGCUUACUUCCAUCGAGAGUCAGUUAUUUUCAGAUAAACAAAGGAAAAACAUAAAAAAUGAAGUACAAAGAGAGAUGUUCUCUUCUGUCUAUCUUAUUUUCCAGGUCAACAAUUCCAAACAAACAACCCUAUUUAUUAUUCACACCAUAUAAACUUGUAACAUAUGUCUCUUUUUCUUCUUCAUUUUCAGUUACUAACGUGAUCAGGAUCAAAUGGGAAAUGUGAUUGAAUCAUUCUUUUCUGGGUUUGGAAAAGUUUUUGGCAGCCUUUUUGCUUCCCCAUUAGAUUUCCUAUCCGGAAAAUCUUGCAGUUCAGUAUGUGGCAAAACAUGGGAUUUCAUUUGUUACAUCGAGAAUUUCUGUGUGGCCAAUUUGCUAAGAUUGGUCUUAGUAUUUCUUCUGCUCUACAUUGUUCUGUUAUUCAUGUACUUAACAUACAAAUUGGGCAUAUGCGAGUGUGUUUGCCGAAGCCUAUGCAGAAUGACAUGGUCAUGUAUUACAUUUUGUGCUUGUUCUUGUGAGUACUUAUGCACUUUCUUAUGGGUCAAACUCAAAAGAGUCAAAAGAAGACGAAGAAGACGAAGACGGCAAAUUGACCUCGAAGUGUUUGAUAAAAGUACUAGCAGUAGUACUGAUGAAGAUGAAGGUAUUGGAAAUUUGUGUGAUUAUGGUUCUAAUGAUCACUAUAAGAGUAGGAAGAGGAUGUUAUCUCGUUCAAGGAGGGAUUACAAAGGUGCCCAAUUGAGGAAAUCCUUGAGGCCUAGGAGCCAUCGUAGGAUUAUAGUUAGAAACAGAGAUUUGGGUUUUCAUAAUAAUGAUCAUGGUCGUCAUCAUCAACAUCAUCAUCACCAUCUUGAUGAUUCAGGGAAUACAUCUAUCAGGGUUAUUAGGACCUCAAAAUUUGUUCGGAAAGGAACAAUGGGAGGAGGUGUUCAUCGGAGAAGGUAGUGUUCCAUACUAAUAAAUGGUUAAUUUAUCCCAUCUAUCAAAAUUUGUUUCAAAAUGGUACCAUUUUACAAUUUUUUGACAAAUUAUACCAUUUAAGCUUCUAUAAAUUAUGUUUAUAUUGAAAGAAGGUAAGAGCAUGUUAUUUUGUAAGAGAAAUGAUAUUGGG
Cannabis sativa is the source of this 1279-nucleotide messenger RNA. RefSeq lists its product as uncharacterized. Lineage: Eukaryota; Viridiplantae; Streptophyta; Magnoliopsida; Rosales; Cannabaceae. The record is from RefSeq and is a predicted model, not a curated record. The coding region runs from base 379 to 1113 and encodes 244 amino acids. The transcript has 3 exons.